Molecule: messenger RNA, 918 nt
Organism: Didymodactylos carnosus
Lineage: Eukaryota; Metazoa; Rotifera; Eurotatoria; Philodinida; Philodinidae
Source: the annotation of a GenBank genome assembly
AAUCAAUGGGAGGAAAGACAAAGGCCGACCAAGAAUCAAGUACCUCGAAAGCAUGAACCUCUGGAUUGCAAAACAAGGAUGUGAGAAAACGGACUUCCUUCACGCAGCACAAGACCGGAAAAAUUGGCGUAUCAUGUUAGCCAACGUCUGCAACAGAUAAGGCACCUAUCUGAUCUGAGUUAUUUUAUUUGACAAUUAUAGUUGCUUCUCACAAAUAUUGUUUAUUCCUAGAAAACCUAAUUUCGAAAAACAUUUGAAAUAUUUUCUGUUGAGAAAAGAUGCUAUUAAAGAGGAAAGUGUGUUUUGAUCACCAAAAAUUGGUUGUAAAAAAUUAGUUAUAAAUAACUACCCUAACCUGUACAUGACAUCAUUGAAACAAUGUCGAAGCAAACUUGGAACGUUUUGUACACAGUCCAAUCUUAUGAAGAAGCGAAAGAAUUAUCCAAAUCACCAUACAACGCAUGCCAAUGUCGUCGAUCAGAUUUGAAGAAUCAUACGAAAUAUUCGUUCAAAUGCGGUGAGUACAGAAAAUAUCCAUUAUGCUUUUGUGAAAUUCAGAUAGUCGUACCAGAUAACGAUGUACAAGCGACAGUUAUGUCAAGAGGUGUACAUGAACAUAAAGGAGAGGAAUGUAAUACAACCACACGUUUACUGUCACCAGUUCGUAAAUCGGUAUCGAAAUACAUUAAAUGUGGCAUAUCCCAUACUCAAAUUAAAUCAUCAUUAGUGCAAGAUUAUCCAAGUACUCCUUUAACAGAAACAAAAUUAAGAAGUUUAGUGAAUUAUGAACGACGAAAGAACAGGCCAGAAAUAUUUUCAGUGUUUGAUUUACGAAACUGGUGUAACGAACAUAAUGAAGGUACGAAGGUGCUGCGUACAGCAAAUCAUCGACGAAUAAUGGUUGCGAAUGUUAAGUGA